Drosophila hydei is the source of this 647-nucleotide messenger RNA. RefSeq names its product 60S ribosomal protein L34 (gene RpL34a). NCBI's taxonomy places the organism in Eukaryota, Metazoa, Arthropoda, Insecta, Diptera, Drosophilidae. The record is from RefSeq and is a predicted model, not a curated record. The transcript is spliced from 3 exons. Gene Ontology annotation, cellular component: ribosome. Gene Ontology annotation, molecular function: structural constituent of ribosome. Gene Ontology annotation, biological process: translation. The coding region runs from base 87 to 563 and encodes 158 amino acids.
CAGCACCUUUUUUGUGUGACGAGCAGCCCACUUCACGUUGAUUUGCUUCUUCUUUCCCUCUUUUGGUUUUUUACUACAACCGCAACAUGGUCCAGCGCUUGACUUUGAGGAGACGCCUGUCGUACAACACCAGAUCCAACAGGAGGCGCAUAGUGCGCACUCCCGGCGGCCGUCUGGUCUACCAGUACGUGAAGAAGAACAAGACCGUGCCUCGCUGCGGUCAAUGCAAGGAGAAGCUUAAGGGUAUCACCCCAUCCCGACCAAGCGAGCGUCCACGCCUCUCCAAGCGCCACAAGACCGUGUCCCGUACAUACGGUGGCGUCUUGUGCCAUGGCUGCCUACGUGAGCGUAUUGUGCGCGCCUUCCUCAUUGAGGAGCAGAAGAUUGUCAAGGCACUGAAGAGCCAGCGCGAGGCGCUCGUCAAGCCCGUCAAGAAGGUCGAGAAGAAGACCACCAAGGCGGCACCUACCAAGAAGACCGCUGGUAAAACCGGUGGCAAAUCCGCUGUCAAAACUGCAUCCAAGAAACCCGCACCCAAGGGUGGCAUUAAGUCCAAGAAGUAAAUAUGCUUAGGAUUUUCAUUGAGUUAAGAAUUGGACGAGGAAGCAUUUUGUAAUAAAGAAAAUACAAGUUGGAAAAAUUUUAAA